AUGUACCUCUCAGCCGCAACCGUGCUCGCGCUGGGCGCCCUGCAGCCCGUCCUCGGCUCGCCCGCCCCCCAACAGGUUCCUCCCGACGGAAGCCAGAAUGUCAUUCUAAACUCCUGGCUCACGGGCACUAAGACCAUCAUCAGCUACUACGCCCCGGACCCCAAGUGCGGCGGCCACCGCCCAUGGGUCGGCAUGUGGCCGGCCGACGCCUGCAAUCCCUAUGCCGCCGACUUCAAGGCCUGGGCCUACGUGAAGAAGACCGAGGGCAAAAAUGACAUUGCCACGGUCGAGUUUGACAAUGCGCAACUCGGACCCGGCGAGUUCAAGGCCGCCUUUGUCUGCGAGGACGGCAAGAGACAGCCCUGGAUGCUCUCCAAGACGUACAAGAUUGACGAGGCGCCACCUGCUGAGCCGGGCCAUUGCGUCCAUCGACAGAACGACAUUGAGACGACGUGGACGUAUACCGCGUGCGACAAGGUCAAUGGACUUUGCUAUGACUGCGUAUAUUCCGGGACCUGCGAUGCCUGCAGUGAGUGCAAAGAGCAGUGCGGCCGCAAGUCCGACUAG
Metarhizium robertsii ARSEF 23 is the source of this 567-nucleotide messenger RNA. RefSeq lists its product as uncharacterized. The transcript has a single exon. The record is from RefSeq and is a predicted model, not a curated record. The coding region runs from base 1 to 567 and encodes 188 amino acids. Lineage: Eukaryota; Fungi; Ascomycota; Sordariomycetes; Hypocreales; Clavicipitaceae.